AUGACAAAUCCGGAAACUAUUAUAACUAGACAAUCUAUAGAUCAAAUUUUCAACCCAUCGGAAAAAUAUAUUGAUGAAUUUAUGCUCACUUAUGGAAACCGCCCGGAUUUUCGCAGAUCUGAUUUUCAUGUUUGGGAUCAACAUCGUGAAUUGGGCAGGUUUUUCUAUACCCUAAAGAAUAGCACAAAACUUAUUGCAACUUGGCAAUAUAAUUCUUUUCAACAUCUUCACAAAACAGUGGAUUUUUCAUUUGGUGGAUUGCUUUGGAUCAAUCCGAAAUAUCGAGGAAAAGCUAUUAUGAAAAUAUUUCAUGAAGAUUUGAUUGGUCAAAAAGUGAUACGACGUCCUUUUAAAUCUAAUCUUGUGCCCGCAUCGAUGAAUUUUAUAACAAGAGUUUGCGAUGGGAAAUUGAAACAUCAUUUGAAGUAUGAUGUAACUUAUUAUAAUCCAGAAGACCUAACAGUGCCUCAGAAUUUGAAAAUUGAUGGGAUUACUGUAAAGGUAAGAAAAAUUAAGCGCGGAAUACUGUAGAUGAAAAUUCAUAAUUUUUUGACAACAUUUUUUGCUGAAGAACUCAUGCGUUUUUUUAUGUGGGUUGAUCUUAUUGUUAGAUUAUUUUUUGCGAACACUGUAGAUUACUACAAGCUAUAAACAUCUAGGUUCUAGAAUUCAUUUUUUUGGAUAUAAAAUCACUUUGAAAUUCGUUAUUCUGGUUUGUUUGCAGAUUUUUUGAUAUAACUAUGUUUUGAAUCAUCCCCUGUUAAUUUUUCAGAACUUCGAUGAAUCACAAUCUCGCAAUAUUGUUCAAUACGAUCAAGCAAUUUUCCCAUAUAAUCGUGAAAAAUUGAUGCUGGCUAAUUUUUCGGAUCCAAACAACAUUGUGAAAAUUGCCUAUGAUUGGGAAGGAAAUGUAAUCGGUUUUGGAUAUUUGGCAUUAUUUGAUUCCGGUUUUGCAAGUAUGUAUGCAUUAUAUGCUGAUAAUGUUAAUGUUGCUCGUGCUAUUUUUGCAAAUAUUUUGAAAGAUGCACCGAUGCAGAAAAUCAAACGAUUUGAAAUUCGACAACCCGAUACAUCGGAAAAGUAAGAUUGUUUUAGAGUUAGGUUCUUGAUAACAAAUCCAAAUGUUUUCUAGAUGGAUUGAACCAUUUGUGGUAAAUGAGCAAGAAACAAAACAUAUGGCAACUUUAGUUUCAACAGAGGAUAAUAUCGAAUUCAAUAUGAACAAAAUAUUUAUCAACUCGCAUCCAGCUUGUUGUCCUGUUUGA
Messenger RNA from Caenorhabditis angaria, 1265 nucleotides. NCBI's taxonomy places the organism in Eukaryota, Metazoa, Nematoda, Chromadorea, Rhabditida, Rhabditidae. The record is from the annotation of a GenBank genome assembly.